ACCAGUAACCAGUCCACUGAGGCAACUCUUUGUUUAAGUGAGGAAAAACAGAGACAGUCCUCUCACUUUCACAACUUCUUUUCCUUUCUAUUUAUAAGCAACCAGAAAUUUAAAAAAAAACUCAAAAUUUCGAGAGUUAAUGGCGUUAGCGAAUAACUUAACGGCGAUACUGAACUUAGUAGCGUUACUCUGUUCCAUACCCAUAACGGCGUCAGGAAUAUGGCUCGCCUCAAAGCCCGACAACGAGUGUGUCAAUCUCCUCCGCUGGCCCGUUGUCGUCCUCGGCGUUCUCAUCCUCGUCGUCUCUGCUUGCGGCUUCAUCGGCGCCUACCAGUACAAGGAGACUCUGCUGGCUGUGUACUUGUGCUGUAUGGCCAUACUUAUCGGACUUUUGCUGGUGGUUUUGAUAUUCGCUUUCGUCGUGACCCGACCCGACGGGUCUUUUCAAGUUCCGGGUCGUGGUUAUAAAGAGUACAGGCUCGAAGGGUUCUCGAGUUGGCUGAGAGAGAACGUUGUGGAUUCGAAAAACUGGGGGAAGAUAAGGGCUUGUUUGGCUGAUUCUAAUGUUUGUCCUAAGCUUAGCCAACAGUUCAUCACUGCUGACCAGUUCUUCUCUUCCUCUUCCAUCACUCCUCUUCAGUCCGGAUGCUGCAAACCGCCGACCGUGUGUGGCUACAACUUCGUGAACCCGACACUGUGGCAAAACCCAACCAACAUGGCUGCAGAUGCAGACUGUUACCUAUGGAACAACGGUCAAAGCCAACUUUGUUAUAAUUGCAACUCAUGCAAAGCUGGUCUUUUGGGAAACCUUAGAAAAGAUUGGCGCAAAGCAAAUCUCAUACUUAUCAUCACUGUGGUUGUUCUCAUUUGGGUCUAUGUUAUUGCGUGUAGUGCGUUUAGGAAUGCUCAGACUGAGGAUCUCUUCCGCAAAUACAAACAGGGUUGGGUCUAAAGUGUAUAUAUUUGUUUGUAGUUUGUUGAUAUUGGAGUAUAUUGGAAAAUAACUUGUGAUAUUACUUUGUUUUUGGAAAGGCCUUUUUCUUUUGCAUGGAUUUUGUAUUUAUGUUAUAUAUGUUACAUCGCGUGUGAAGAAAGAAGAUAUGUUUGAACCAAUU
Messenger RNA from Raphanus sativus (radish), 1115 nucleotides. Its product is annotated as tetraspanin-2. The transcript is spliced from 4 exons. NCBI's taxonomy places the organism in Eukaryota, Viridiplantae, Streptophyta, Magnoliopsida, Brassicales, Brassicaceae. Gene Ontology annotation, cellular component: plasma membrane; plasmodesma. Gene Ontology annotation, biological process: auxin-activated signaling pathway. Bases 140 to 952 code for a protein of 270 amino acids. The record is from RefSeq and is a predicted model, not a curated record.